Messenger RNA from Pararge aegeria (speckled wood butterfly), 13470 nucleotides. RefSeq names its product lysosomal-trafficking regulator (gene mv). Gene Ontology annotation, biological process: intracellular protein localization. Gene Ontology annotation, cellular component: cytosol; membrane. The record is from RefSeq and is a predicted model, not a curated record. Gene Ontology annotation, molecular function: protein kinase binding. The transcript is spliced from 52 exons. Bases 162 to 10736 code for a protein of 3524 amino acids. NCBI's taxonomy places the organism in Eukaryota, Metazoa, Arthropoda, Insecta, Lepidoptera, Nymphalidae.
CACAGCUUGUUGCAGCCGAAAAUAACUUGAUUUAAUCAAAUGAGUUACCGCGAACCGGUAUUUUGUGUAUUGAGUGCUAAAAAUAAACUUUGCGGUGCUUUUUGAGGCGCGUGCAGGACGAUGAGCGGUUAAGUGAUAGUGAAAGAUUGCGAAAAGUGAAUAUGUCAGUAGAGGAAGAGCCGGACGCGUUGAAAAUAUACUGGGAUCAUUUCUUCAAAGCGGAGACUGGGACUUAUGAGAAAUCGACAUGGCUGGAGCUGUUCUUGGCGGAAUUCAUAGUUCGCCUCAACGAUGGGCAAAACGCAAAAAAGUUAAUCAACUUUUGCCCCGUGAGCGGCGUGGUGACGUUGGUGGGCUGCGAGCUGCUGUGCGGCAUCCACCGUGUCACGUCGUCCAUCAACACGCACUACUGCGCCGCGCUGCCCGGCCUCGAGCCCGCGCCGCUGCCGCCCACCGGCACCGAGCACGAUGCCGCUGCCGAUACAAAGACGGAAGAGUCAAGCUCGCGUCCCGCAAGCGUGUUCUCGCGCAUGAACAUGCAGUCGUCGGCGGCCAUCCUGCGCAACUACCUGCUGGGCGGCGUGGCGUGGCGCUGUCUCGUACUGCUUCGGGCGCUGGGCGUCGAGGGUCUAUCGUGCUGCCGUCAGCUGAGUUCGGUGCUAAUCUGGCUUUUCGGAGAGACUUGCGCUGGGGGGGUUCCCCGCGUCGUCUCUCCCAUGCCGGCCCGCGACUGCCCGCCUCACCGCCCGCCCAUACACGAACUGUUUUCUAAAAGAAUUUGGGCGAAACAAAAACCUCUUAAUGUCUCAAAUUCUGCUGGUUCUUCAGAAAAAAGUUCUCUUUCGGGAAGAACGAGAAUCAGCGGGCAGCCGAAAUCAGAUGCCGAGGGGAAAACUAAAAAGAGAUUUACUAAAAACUCUGAACGUCAGUCUUCAGAAUCCAACGAUUCUAAUGACGAUUUGCAAAUAUUGAAUCGUAAUAUGACAAUCAAAGUAUGUACCCAGAACGAUGACUUUGAGUACUUCAAUUCCCCGAUACGCUCCUCUAGUGAAUAUGCCAACCAAACUUUAUACAUAGACCCCUUGUACUCGCCGCGAAAAGCGAAACCUAAAGCGGACGAUUUUAUGACGGCGAAACAUAGGGAAAUCAUAAAUUCGGAAAUCAGCACGUUUGAGUUUACAUUAAUUAUCACUGAUCUGUUACAAGAACUAUGCAAAGCUGAAAGUAGUCUAUCCGGUUCAGAAGGUUCACAAAUAUCAAUGCAAUGUAUAAACUUUUCGUUAAAGAAUUUGUGUUCCCUUCAAUUUGGCUCGUUGCAGGCGCAGUCAGAUGCUUACGAACCCUUCGAGAUGUCAAGAGUGAAAGUUGCCUUGACGGAACUUUUGAUAGUAUCAUUGGAUCAAGUGCUCAUUCAUUCCGAUUUGUGUGCCAAACUUAUUAAUAACGGAAUUAUGCCGAUGCUGCUUAGGAUCCUAGAGGACGUUAUAUGUAAAUCCAGUGCCAAAUACAAUACCAAAUUUGAACGCCAAAACCAUGCCAAAGAAACAGAAAAACAAGGCGAGUCAGAAUCCGCAAAUUUGCUUAAAUUCGUAUUCGGUAUAGCGUAUUCAAUAACAGCGUUCUUUCACUGUCUUUUAAUGCAAUGCAGAUCUGUCGAAAAGCUUAGAGAGUUUACAGAUCAGUUUAAGUUGUACGGAGAGUGUCUUAAAGGUGGAUUGCUCAAAGAAUGUAUGGAACUAAUGAUAAGGAUACCAGGAGUAGAUAAGGAAGAAACUGUGAUAUUGAUUAGGAAGCUGAUAGAUUCUAUAGGGAAGUUAAUAAGUGCUAUGAAGAGGGUUAGAAGCGAAGUAAUACAUUCCGCUGCCUGUCCAAAAAACAGGCAUAAAGCGUGCCGGCAAAGAGUUGCGGCGGGCAUGCACCAUCACCACGACAUACUCGGUGAAGCUGGAACAGGCCUACCUUUGCCUUCCGCUUGCUGUGUCUCAGUUUUAUACGGAACCUUGACAUCUCUUGUACCAGACGAAGAGGUGUCAUCCCAGAAAACAUUACGGAACAGAAUAUUGCACGUCAUGCUGAAAUGUGGUGUGUGCUGUUGUUUCUCCCCGAGUUUUCUCAUGGAAAAUAUCGUAAGGUUAAUGUUAACGCACAGCAAUGUUGCUUCGCUUUGCCUUCAACUGUUAGAGCACACUGUUUAUGGAGAUUUAGGUGCUAGUGUUUUAAUCCCUAAAGUGACUGACCAGUUGCCGUGCUCUAUUUGCGAACAAAGCGAUUCUAACCGCGAUCUUGGGAGAAAAUACUGUCCUCACGGUGUAAGUCCAAUCGAGAGAAAGAGUGUGUGGUCAUUUCUUAUACAUUAUAACUCGCUUCUUCAGUUAGAUAACCAUAAUAACGUACUUCACGCAACCGUUCGUCAUCUUCUCAAAGUAACGCCAAAAUGUCGUAUGGAAAUGAAAUAUGAGCUUCUAUUCAGUGUCAUUUACCCAACUUUUAUAGUAGCUAAGCACAGGUAUACCAUGAGGGUAGAAGAAUCCGCAUAUUUCUUAACUGUUUCCUGUUUAAAUAUCUUCGCAAGUUUACUUAAUACAGUGUCUUUUGCGGAACAGUUCAUCCAGAAAGGUGGAUUAAGCUUUGUGUUAGAAUUAGUGUCUUUACCAGAAUUUUCAAAUCAGUGCUGUGCUAUCCUAGAAAUAGCAAUAAUCGUAGAAAUAUUUAAACUCAUAAAGGAGAACGUUGAAUUAACUUAUUUCCGAGAAAUGCGAUCUCUAGCAUCCGUACAAAUCCUUUUUAAGUCUCUUUCUGAUAUGACGGAGAAGUGCUAUAAAAUAUACAAAACGAAAAUGCCACUUGAGAAGUUUGAGGAGUUAUGUGAUAUAAGUAAAGAGAAAGAAAUGCUGGCGAUAUCAUCAAUCGAACAAGCGCAACAAACGAGACUAGCAUCACUGCCGAUAUCAAUAAAGACUAAUUUCGCAUACGAAAAUACGGCUGAAGAGACAAUGGAAGAUCAUAUUGAGGUGUUAAAGAAUAUAUGUACGUUUUGGAAAUCUUGUGCUGGGCUGUGUUUAUACAGUCCGAUGUUUCGAGAGUAUGCCGUAAGCCAGCCUGUGUUCGUGGACAGCUACGCACUGCUCAAGCUCUUGCUGUACUACUUGUGCAACUGUGAGUGCACCAGUACUGAAUCCAAAGUGCUUAUUAAGAUUAUGGAGUCUCUCUUAACUGUACAAUUCGCUGUUUCUGACGCGACGGCGGGCCGCUCCAAGCAGACCAGCUGCGUGGUGGUGCGCGAAGCUUUGAGCGUUCGCGCGUGCGGCGGCGUGCGUGCGCUCUGCGACGCACUAUUGGGCGUGGCCUUGGCGGCGCCCAGCUCGCGGCACGCCAUGCCCCGGCUGACUCCACUCAAGGUGCCACCGCUGUUCUGUCCCUCGGGCAACAGCUCCCCGGAGUGUUCGUCCAGCGAGGACAGCGUGGUGGGCCCGUACGCCAGCGAACACAGCGAGUGCCGCACACUGCCGGAUGACGGCUAUGAGGCUGACGUCGAAAUCGGAAAGCAGGAUGCUCCGACAAAGACAAGGAAGCUCUCUGAAUCUUUGUCCGUGUUGAAUAAUGUAUCAGCAGGCUCGCACGGCCAGCAGGCGUCGGCGGAGUGCCCGGAGUACAGCGAGAGCGGAGAGCUGGCGCACCCCGAGCUGUGCGUCAUCGUUGUCGACAUCCUGGCGCAGCUCAUAGACAAGCUGCUGAGCUCGGAGCAAUACGACAAGCAGCAGAGCGAGGAGGUGUCGCGCGUGUGUGGCGGGCUGGCCCGCGCGUGGGGCGCUCGGCUGGCGGGCGCGCGCGCACCGCCGAUGCUGCUGGCACGCCUGCUGGCGCCCGGCUCGCCGCCCGCGCGGCUGCUGGGCGCCGCCUCCGAGCGGCACGCAGAGCUGCAGCGCAGCGUGCUGGAGCUGGUGGCGGCGGCGGCGGCGCGCAGCGUGCGCGCGGCCGAGCUGUGGGCGCUGCUGCGGCUGUUCGCGGCGCCGCGCCCGCCGCUGGCGCCGCUGCUGCGCGCGCUGCGCCGCCUGCUGCAGCGCGCCGCGCCGCACGCGCCCGACUGCCUGCUGCGCUUCCCCGUCGACGCCGACCACGAGGAUUACUCGCCCGACGAGCCCGUGGGCUCAUCAUUUAACCAGCAAGCGGAACUGACUGCAAGGCGCUUGCGACAGUCGCACUUACGCGCAGGCGUGUGGUCGCCGUGGUCGGCGCACGCGGCGCGCUGCGCGGCGGGCGGCGCGGGCUGGUCGCCGUGGCUGGCGGGCUUCGGCGCCGCGCUGUGGCUGCGCCUGGCGCCGCCCCGCGGCCCGCCGCGACACGAUGACACAGAGGAAUGGCAAGAGGAGCCGCCCGAUCCCGAUGGGAUACCGAAGUCGCCGAAGAAAGAGCAGCCGGCUAAGUCUGAGCUGAUGCACGUGUUCUCCAUCGGACACGACUCGCUCAUGUUCGAGCUGUGGGUUAACACCUACAACGGUGAGCUCUCGGUGCGGCUGACGCGGCCGGACACGCAGUGCAACAAGUUGGUGAGCAGCGCGCGCGCGCGGCCCGGCCUGGGCUCGCGCUGGAGCUGCCUGGCGCUCAACGUGGCGGAGCGCGUGCACAAGCGCCGCAUACACAUACAGGUGACAAUUUACGUGAACGGCCGCGAGUGUGAAACUUUAUCGUUGCUUCUUCAAGGCAUCCUGGUGCGCAAGGCGACGCCGUCGUGCGUGCUACUGGGGCAGGCGGGGCGCGCGGACGGCGCGCGUUCCGGCGGCGCGUUGCACGUGGCGAGCGUGCGCGUGUUCCGCACGCCCGCGCUGUCGGCCGGCGCCGCGCUGCACGUGGCGGCGCACCCGCCCGACCUGCCUUGUCAGAUUCCAUGUGAGUCGGCAAACUUCCCAUCAAUAAUAACUCCGGAGCUGCUGGAAAUGGAUAUUGACUGGGAUUCCGUGUACGAGAUAUCGAGCGCUACGCUUCGCGAGUUACACGAGAGCUUGCUGUUGACGUUUGCAGCGCAUUCGCCGGACAUCAUGAGCCUAUACCACCAAGCACCGGCCGUGCCGACAGUGUUCGGGUCGCGCGCGUGGGCCGCGGGCGGCGGCGCGUGCGGCGAGCCGCCGGACGCGUUGCGCGUGCGCUGGUGCGGGCGCGCGCGCGUGGCGCAGCGCCGUGGCCUGGCGCCCGCGCUACUGGCGCUGGGCGGCCCGGAGGUGCUGCUGUAUUUGUUCGCCAGGGUGGUGGAGCUGGAGGGCUCGGCGGAGGAGCAGGCGGGCGCGCUGGCGGUGGCGCUGCGCGCGUGCGGCGCCGACGCGCGCCUGGCCGCCGCGCUGCACGCCGACGGCGCGCUGGACCUGCUGCUGCCCGUGCUGGCGGCGCCCGGCUGCCGCGUGUCGCACCACAUGCUGAAGGUGCUGCUGGACGAGGCGUGCAGCGGCGCCGUGCUGCUGGCGGGCGGCAGCGGCGCGCAGGUGACGCUGCGCGCGCGCACCGACUGCGUGCUGCUGGAGCCGCGCCUGCUGCUGCUGCUGGUGCGCGCCUGGAGACACUUCGACACCGACCAGGUUGUAAUAUGGGAGGUGAACUCGGGCGAGCCGGAGAGCGGCGGCGGCACCAAGGCGAUGGGGUCGACGUGGGAGCUGGCGCUGGCCGCCCUCAGGGCGCUGCUGCACGCCGAGCACCCGCGUCUGAGCUUCAACCACUACCAGGCCUCGCGCGUGGACCUGCUCCGCCACUUGCUGCUGGCUUGCAAGGAGCGGUUCCUGAACUCGGAGCGGCCGGCCUUCGGGCGCGAGACCAGCGUGGCGCUGGUGGCGCUGGUGCGCGCGCUGCUGGGCCGGCCGCCGCUGCUGUGCCAGCUGGCGCUGCUCUGCGACUUCCUGCUGCUCAUGCACCAGGCAAGCGACACUUUCGUGACGCAUUCGCGAGCGAACUUCUACUUCCUGCUCACGGCCGACACGCCGGAGACGAGCGAGUUCAACUUUCUGAACUUCAUCAACAAGCGGCACAAAUCCAAAACUGACAAUAAGAACGAGGACAUCGCGGAUAAGUCCAGUUCAUCGAGCGUGUCGGAGGAUGCGGCGGAAGCGCUCGACAAGCAGGCGCGCGCCGACAACACCGACUCGGAAGGCGCCGACCCCACCAAGCAGCUGAAGGGGCUCAUCAACAUGAACAUCAGGGAAGGCAGGCAAAAGCUGUCAUCGACCUCCGAAGCUUCAGAUGGAGCUACAGAAAAAAGUUUAGAAGAAACUAUGGAAGAUAUUGAUGGAACGGCUCUGGACAGUGAGGAGCAAGACGCAGAAGCUGAGAAAGCUCUAAACGGGUUCAUCGUGGUGGACAGCGAUGAAGUCAGCCACACCACCGUUGACAUCUACACUAGUGGAAUAUAUCAGCAGAGAAGGGUGCGAGCUGGUGCGGAGCCGGGCUGGCAGGCGUGCGAAGGGUUGCUGCUACUGCUGCGGGACGCCAUCGCGGCACUACCGGAACACAUGCUCGCUCAGGCGGCGACGGCGAUCCAGGCGGACACGCUCGUGGUACUGGCCAACCACCGGCAGGCGGGAGUGCGCGCCGCCGUGGUGCGCGCCGUGUGCGCGCUGCACCGCCGGCACGCCGCCGCGCUGCCGCACCACUGCCUGCUGCAGCUAGCCAACCAGAUAUCCUUAUACCCCGGCUCUUGGGAGCUGGCGUCGGCGUGCGCUGCGCUGGUCACCAAGCGUGACGUGCCACUGGAGGAUCAGUUGGAUGAGGACGUGUGGUUGACCUUGGACGAGGAGGCGGCGUACCGCAGCCCGCCGCUACUGGCGCUGUUGCCGCUCAGUGCGGGUGCCGCCGACGUGCCCCUCGCGCACAAUGUUGCUGCGCUCGCCAGGCGGCUCGUUGACAAGGCAUCAUUAAAGGCACUCACCGAAGUGGCUUUAGUGGAAGUAGUGGUGAGAUCGAUCCGCGCGGUGGGCCAGGAGGAAACCAGCUUCGAGGGCCGGGAGCUACUUUUGGAAGAUCUAUACGACCUGCUGAGCAGGGUCGCCGUGAAGGUGCUGGCUGGAAACCACAGCAUGCAGCCGGUAGUGGACAUGCACCACAUGCUGCGCUACGUGGAGUGCGAGCGCGCGGCGGGCGCGGCCGCCGACGCGCCGCCGGACGGCGUGGUGGGCGCGGCGCGCGCGGCGCAGGUGGCGCUGUUCUGCGCGCAGCUGGACCACCUGGAGCUGCGCUUGCGCGCGCACCACCCGCCCAAGCUGGCCAGCCUGCUGUCCACCGUGCUGACGUCGGCCGUGGAGGGCGGGCUACCCGGCCGCUCGGAAGCCGGCGAGCUGGCGGCGCGCCACGCCGCGACCCUGUCGCGCGCCGUGGCUUUUCUCGUCACGCGGCCCGAGAACGCGCCGCUGCAGCCCGAGGCGGACUUCUUCGGCCGCCUGCUCGACACGCUGCUGGCCGCGGCGGGCGGCGAGGCGGGCUCGCGCCUGUUCGGUGGCGCGGCGGGUGGCGCGGCGCUGGGCUCGCUGUUCUGGUGGGCGGCCAGCCCGGCGCCCGCGGCGCGCCCGCUGCAGCCGCGCCUGCUGCGCGCGCUGUACCACGCGCCCGCCGCCGCUCUGCGCGCGCUGGCGCCGCGCCCGCGGGACCCCGCCACGCUGCGCAAGCUGUCGGUGUACCUGCUGUCGCUGCUGCAGCACGUGCACCUGCGCGGCGGCGCGGGCGUGGAGCUGGCGCUCACGGACUGGGCGCGCGACUGGGCCGUGGGCGCGCAGGCCGGCCUGGCGGAGCGCGCGCGCGGCGCCGCGCUGCCGGCCGAGGCCGCGCGCCUGCUGCGCGACGACCGCGCGCGCUGGGCGCGCCUGCACGCCGGGCCGCGCACGCGCGCCGCCAUCGGCAAGUCCGUGUUCGCCAAGGAGGCGGCGGCGCGCGCGGCGGCGCUGGCCGCCAUGGGCGCCACGCGCGGCGUGGUGGAGGCGCAGAACGGCGAGCGCAAGGCCUUCCUCGAGCACCUGCGCCGCGCGCACGCCGCCACGGCCGCCGCCUGCGCGCGCUGGCAGGCGCUCGUGGACGCGCACACGCACGAGCUCGGCGUGUGGCACAGCGCGCGCGGCUACCCGCAGGCGUGGCAGCUGGACAGCACGGAGGGGCCGGCGCGCGUGCGCGUGCGGCUGCGGCGCGCGCACCUGCGCAUCCCGCCGCGCUUCCUGCAGCACAAGCACAAGCACAAAUCCGAGAGCGCCAGCCAGCCGAGCCCGCUGCGCGGCGUGGUGUGGGCCGGCGGCUCGGGCGACGUGCGCGGCGGGCUGGCGGCGCGCCUGCAGCUCAGCGAGACCGUGGCGUACAUGGCGCGCGCCGUGCGCGUGGCCGUGCACACCGACACCAGCGGAGAGCUCCUGCUAACUGACCGGAGUCUUCACUUCAUACCGGAAGAAGGAUCUGGCGAGGGCGAAGAGAGCGCGUCGAGCUGGUCGCUGGGCGCGGUGGCCAAGGUGGCGACGCGGCGCUGGUGCCUGCAGGAGCGCGCCGUCGAGCUGUUCCUGUGCUGCGGCCGCACGCUCAUGCUGGCCUUCGCGGACACGGCCGAGCGCGCCGCCUUCCUAGCGGCGCUGGGGCGCGCACAUCUGCCCAACAAAACUGAACAAGACAGUCUUGCAGAAGCGAUGAACCAGUGGCGCAACGGCGCCAUCACCAAUUGGGAAUACCUGAUGAUCCUCAACGGACUAGCGGGGCGGUCUUAUAACGAUCUCAUGCAGUACCCGGUGUUCCCGUUCAUCAUCGCUGACUAUACCUCCAAGAUCCUCGACCUAACGGACCCGGCAUCCUUCCGCGACCUCAGUAAACCCAUGGCCGUGCAGAACAAGAACCGGGAACAACAUUACAUCAAUACUUAUAAUGACCUCAAGGCCGCGCGGCGCGACGGCUGCAGCCCGCUGCUGUCGCGCCAGCCGCACCACUACGCGUCGCUGUACUCCAACUCCGGGGGGGUGCUGCACUACCUGGUGCGCCUGCCGCCCUUCACGGAACUCUUCCUCAACUAUCAAGACAACAACUUCGACAUGCCGGACCGCACAUUCCAUUCGUUGGCCACCACGUGGCGCCUCAUCACCAACGACUCGCCCACCGACGUGAAAGAACUCAUCCCCGAGUUGUUCUACCUGCCCGAGUUGUUCUACAAUAACGAAGGCCUGGAGUUGGGCGUGCGGCAGUGCGGGCUGAGGGUGGACAACGUGGAGCUGCCGCAGUGGGCGGCCGACGCGCGCCUGUUCACGCUGGUGCACCGCCAGGCGCUGGAGGCGCCGCUGGUGACGGAGCGCCUGCCGCUGUGGGUGGACCUGGUGUUCGGGUACAAGCAGACGGGGCAGCCCGCCGUCGACGCCGUCAACGUGUUCCCGGCCUGCACGUACUACGGCUUCGACCCCGAGUCGCUGGAGGAGGAGGUGGACCGGCUGGCCGCGGCGGCCAUGGUGCGCACGUACGGCCAGGCGCCGCGCCAGUUGCUGCGCGCGCCGCACCCGCAGCGCGCGCCCGACUUCGCGCACCAGCACACGCAGGCGAGCGUGUGCGCGGGCGCGGCGGGCGCGCGCUGGGGCCGCUACUGCGGCUCGCCGGAGCGCGCGGCGCCCGUGGUGGCGGCGCGGCGCGUGGUGGCGGGCGGCGCGCGCCUGCAGGCGCUGGCGCACCCGCGCGCCGUGGCCGUGUGCGCGCCCGCCAGCGCGCUGCUCGUGCGCAGAGGUGCGUACGACACUGUAUCGAGAUUUUCAAUUCGAUUUGAAUACACUGUUGUCUACGCGAGCCUAUUGAACUUCACGUUGCCGCGGCCGGCGCUGUCCGCAGACGAGUGGGCGUGCGGCGAGGGCGCGGGCGCGGCGGCGCUGUGCGCGCUGUCGUGGGCGCACGCGGACGGCGGCGUGCGCGUGCGGCGGCGGCGCGACGCGGCGCCCGAGGUGCUGCUGCACGAGCCGCCGCUGGAGCGCGUGUCGGCGGCCUGCGGCUGGAGCGGCGCCGGCGGCUGGGGCGCGUCGGGCGCGCUGGGCCUGGCGUCGGGCCGCGUGCUGGCGCUGCGCGCGGGCGCGCGAGUGUCCGUGCGCGCGCUGCACGCGCACCGCGCGCCCGUGGCCGACGUGGUGCUGUGCCCGCGCGCCAGCCUGCUGGUCACCGCCAGCGUCGACGGGCUCAUCGUGCUGUGGGAUCUGAACGAGCUCACGUACAUCCGCACUCUGCCCAACCGCGACAUGCUGCCGGUGCGCUGCGUGGCCGUCAGCGAGACGCUUAGCGACGUGGCCACGGUACACGACCCCGUCGGCGCCGCCGACCACGCGGCUGGCGCCGCCGGCCCCCUCCCCGACACCAGCGAGGACCAGCAGUCUGAGGACUACGAGCACGAGCGCGACGCCAGCUACAAAUACAAGUCGCUGGUGCGCGUGCACACGGUCAACGCCAAGUUUGUUGGCAGCGUGAAGGUGGCGGAGCUGGUGACGUGCGUGUGCUACUCCAACGCGCCCGAGGGCGUGAGCGUCAACUGCGUGGCGCUGGGGCUGGCCAGCGGCGCCGUGCGCCUGUACUCCGCCUGGGACCUGCGCCCGCUGGGCUACGUGCCGCCGCCCUCGCGUGCGCUACCGCUACUCAGCAUCGUGUACAGCUCGGACUCGCAGCUGCUGUUCGCGUGCUACGCGGACGGCGCCGUGCUCGCGUGGGAGAGCGCGGACGCCGGCGCGCGUCCGGCGCCCGUGCGCAUCCUGCCCGCGCACGCGCUGCUGUGACCCGGCGCGCCGCCUGCGGACUCGUGACUGCCCACCACGUAGACGAAAAACGAAAAAUGAUCAACCGCUUUUUCUGCAGGAAAAUAUGUCGCUGGCCCCCAGCCCACAUACGGUACUCCGACGAUGACUAUAGUUUCCUUCAUCGUUCAAGUAGCCUUAGAACAAGAUUUGCUCGCUCGCAAUCGAGGAAUCUUGUUAGAGUAUUAAAAUCUGUAUCGUCAAGGUAAAGUGGACCUAAUGUCGAGCAUUUUAGUCUCAAAUCCUGUAAUCUAAUAUUUGUUUUACAAACGUUAUUAAAACUCCGAGCUAAAUAAUUGUUAUAAAAUUUUAAAGAGAGAGAACAGUACUUAAUUCUAGAGUGCAACGGCGGCCUCAUUACUAAAAGUGAUUUUUAAAAGGCAACCCGGGCGAAAGAAGCCGAUAUAAAGGUGGAAAGUGGAUGAUGCAUAAAGAAAAAAAAUAAAAAGCAAAUAAAAUAAACUGACACGAACACUCGAAAACGAUUCCUCGAUGUUUUUCCGCGAGCUUAUCUUGUGCUCAGCUUGUAACCUAACUGUAGUACGGCGUGAACAUUACUUCAUAACAAUAAAACUUUGGAAAGCAAAUAUCUGGGAGCGCUUUCCAUACAAAAGUUAACCUGUAAGCAGUGGCUUGUACUCUAUUUUGAGUUCCGUACGAAAGAUCUGACAAAUUUCCUCUAGCACUCACGUUGUGAAUAUCACUUUGCAAUUUAUAAUCAACAUCAAAAUAUUAAUCUGCAAGUUGAUCAAAUACGAUUCUCACAUUUUGCACACAACAACACAACACAACUGUAUUGAAAAGAAAAAUUAAAAUCUGUUAUUUUAUAUCUAUAAUAUAUAAUCAACGUCCCAAAGAAAGCGACAGCUGAAUUGGUUUUGGUCGCGAUGGCCGUAGAGGUUUUGCAAGUCUUGAUAUGUGCUAUUAAAAUCUAAGUACUUAAAAAAUAAUAAAUGUAUUUUAAAAUAUAUUUCUGCAAUAAUGUGCUCAUAAAGGUCCUAAUGGCCAGCCAAAGUUACGCAGGAGUCUGAUAGAAUUUAUUUCGUACAGGGAUUUGUUUUAAACUUUCUGUGAGUAUAAAUUUAAAAUGCGUAGAUAGUUUUGUACUGGCGUUAGUCGGAUUGAUACGUAAUGGAAUAGUUGUAACAUAAAAGUGAUCAAACGUUAUAUUAUGAAUUUAGAUUCAAAUUGACCGAGGUAUGUUGGCACUAGUGGAGUUGAAACCGAUUUCACAUGACAUUAGAGGGCACUCUAGACGUAAUAAUAUCUAGCGCAUUAAACCGGACACUGGUGCUCAUUCGGUUGUACACCAACUGAGGAUUAAAAACUAAACUAUGCUCAGGAUUGAGGUUGAAACUAUUCCGAAAUUCCUUAUUAUUUGAAUACCGUUGUAUAAAUAUGAAUUAUAAACUGUAACAUUUUUGAAAAUGAUAUUUAUUGAUAUGCAAUAUUGUCUUCCGAACGAAGUAUAUUAUGUGAUGGUAAUAUAUGCGUAUACUGUACAAUAGAUGCAACUUUUUUAACUAAAUAGGUAACUAUGAAUAACUAUAUUUUAUGCAAUUUUAAAAUAUUUAACUGAAGUUUUUAUUAACACAAAUGAAAAUACUAUAAUAUGGGUUAACAUAUCGCAAAUAGUUUUUGAUUACAAAUGUUUUUAUCUUGGUAUUUUAUUACUAGUUGCCACGCAGACGAACCUACCUUACCUACGGGUCGUUGCGUGUUGUUAGUCCCUCGAGAAUUUCGUCAUAAUAACAUCAUUCCGGUAUCAUCUGAUAUGAGACCCUUCAAGGUAAACAAACAAACAAAAGAACACCUUGCUUGAGCUUUAUAAUAUUAGUAUAGAUAAUAUUAAAAAAUGCUUUACUUUCACAAAUCAAAUUUAUUAAUUACAUAUCGCCAAGGGUAAUUCUAGCAACAGUUAUCUUUAUUUAAUUCAUAAGACAGACUUUAUCUAUAUAUUAACAUUUUAAGCACAUUGUAUAAAUAAAUUGGAUGUAAAUAGCAACGAAAUGUAUUGAAUAUUUUAAUACACGUUUAUGAGGCAAUUAUGUAAUUUUAAUAGAAUAUUUUUAUAAUAGGAACGUUAUCGAAAUGCAGUUCAAAAUAUAAGAACUGUUCAUUAGGAUAUUUUAUAAUUUAAACUAUCGUGAGUGAUAUAACUAUGAAGUGUUUUUUAUAUCAUUUGUAUAUGUUUAGUGUCGUUGGAUGCCCUAAUAGUUCUGAAUCUGGGCACACGAGAACGAAGUCACUUACUACUAAGGACUUUGUUGAUUCCGCAAAUAGUUCGGGCAUACAACUACCUACCAAAAAACGGAUAUGUAGGUCAAAUAAUUUUAUUAAGACAUGUUUUAUCAUUCCAAAAAUGCUCAAUCAACGUUUUGUGUUUGUCGUGAUAACUCUAAAUUACGAGCCAAACUAUGAACAUAGAAAUAAUACAGCUCAGAUAUUUUUGUAACAUCUAAAUUUGUGAUAUGAUAUUUUAAACUACUCAAUAUUGCAUAAGUGUAGGUAUUAACUCUGUUCCUCAAAGCUUCUAAAUAAGGUAAAAUAAGAAAAUACACCCAUGUUAUCUAUUGUGAAUUUAUAUCUAUUGAUGAUAAUUAUAAUUAUUAUGUUGUGGUAAUGUUGUUACAGAUGGAAAUAAAUAUUUUAACCCCUCUGUAUCUGAUUUUAUUCCAGCCAUCCCGCGACUUCGCCUGCGCAUAACUUCGGAUGC